Paramecium sonneborni is the source of this 819-nucleotide messenger RNA. NCBI's taxonomy places the organism in Eukaryota, Ciliophora, Oligohymenophorea, Peniculida, Parameciidae. The record is from the annotation of a GenBank genome assembly.
AUGUUAUUUUUAAAGAAAUUAAAUGAUUAAUAAAAGAUUGAGUAAUAAAGAAUAGAAGAUAAAAAACAAGAAGACAUAUUUAAUUAAGAAAUAAAUAAGUUUUAAUCAUAAUUUACUGAUUUAAAAUAACAAUUUAUUCCAUUUUCAGACAAUAUUCGAAAAUUUAAGUAAAAAAUAAAGUUUUAUGACGAAAUUUAAUAAUAAAAAUAUGGAUAAGAGAAAUUGAUGGAAGUUAUAUUGUAUUACUAAAAAUUGAUUUCAGAUUUUUAAAUUCUGGAAGAAUAAGAGAAAAUGAUGAAUUCACUUGAGCGAUCUUGCUAAAUUUUCAAUUAUUAAUCCUUUAAUAGCAAUAUUGAGGAACUUUAAUAAGCUUAAAAAAGACUUAAAAUAUCUAUUGAUGAAUCAAAUACAUCUCUUGAAUAAAUUGAUAGUAAAUUUAUUGAUGAACAUCGUAGAUAAAUAUAGGAAUUAGCUGAUAAUUUAAAAGAUUUAUAGGAUAAAUUUAAAUAUCUAUAUAAGAAUUAAAAAUAUAAAUAAAAAAUAGAUUAAAUUAUUAUUCAAAUAGGAGAUUGUUUUGGCAAAUUAAAUUCUAUGGAAUUACUUUUAACUUAAGAACUAUUUGAAAAUUAUCAAUAAUUCAAUUAAAUAUAAGAUUCAAUCAAUCAAAAUUUAAAAGAAUUUGAAAAAUAAUAUGAUUAAUUGCAUGAAUAAAUUCAUCACGAUUAAUAAAUUGAAUUAAUAAAUGCUGAAAGAAUAUAAAAAUUAAAAAAUAUAGAUCCGUAAUUAAGUGAAUUUAUAAAUAAAAUGAAUCACAUUUGA